AUGGAUCCAGGUGCCUUCGGGAACAGGACAACGGUCACUGAGUUCAUCCUUCUUGGCCUAACAGGGAACAUACAACUGCAGCCCAUCCUUUUUGCCCUCUUCCUCUUUGCCUACCUGCUCACAGUUGGGGGCAACCUCAGCAUCCUGGCAGCCAUCCUGGUGGAGCCCAAGCUCCACACCCCCAUGUACUUUCUGGGGAACCUGUCCAUGCUGGACGUUGGCUGCAUCACCGUCAUGGUCCCUCCAAUGCUGGCAUGUCUCUUGGCCCAUCAGUGUGGAGUUCCCUAUGCGGCCUGCAUUUCACAGCUUUUCUUCUUCCAGCUCCUGGCCGGCGUGGACUGUCACCUCCUGACAGCCAUGGCCUAUGACCGCUACCUGGCCAUCUGCCGGCCCCUCAUCUACAGCACCCGCAUGAGCCGUGAAGUCCAGGGUGCCCUGGUGGACAUCUGCUGCGCCAUCUCCUUCAUCAAUGCUCUGACUCACACAGUGGCUGUGUCCGUGCUUGACUUCUGUGGCCCUAAUGUGGUCAACCACUUCUACUGCGACCUCCCACCCGUUUUCCAGUUCUCCUGCUCCAGCACCCACCUCAACAGGCAGCUGCUUUUUGUGGGGGCCACCUUCAUGGGGGUGCUCCCCAUGAUCCUCAUCUCAGUAUCCUAUGCCCACGUGGCAGCUGCAGUGCUAAAAAUCCGCUCAGCCGAGGGCAGGAGGAAGGCCUUCUCCACGUGCGGCUCCCACCUCACCAUGGUCUGCAUCUUUUAUGGAACUGGCUUCUUCAGCUACAUGCGCCUGGGCUCAGUGUCAGUCUCAGACAAGGACAAGGGGAUUGGCAUCCUCAACACCAUCCUCAGCCCCAUGCUGAACCCGCUCAUCUACAGCCUCCGGAACCCUGACGUGCAGGGCGCCCUGCAGUGGGUGCUCACGGGGAGGCAAGCCCCCGAGUGA
Messenger RNA from Manis javanica (Malayan pangolin), 945 nucleotides. Its product is annotated as olfactory receptor 3A10-like. The record is from RefSeq and is a predicted model, not a curated record. Lineage: Eukaryota; Metazoa; Chordata; Mammalia; Pholidota; Manidae. Gene Ontology annotation, biological process: G protein-coupled receptor signaling pathway. Gene Ontology annotation, molecular function: G protein-coupled receptor activity; olfactory receptor activity. Gene Ontology annotation, cellular component: membrane.